This is a messenger RNA of Nothobranchius furzeri (turquoise killifish), 921 nucleotides long. RefSeq names its product small nuclear ribonucleoprotein polypeptides B and B1 (gene snrpb). Lineage: Eukaryota; Metazoa; Chordata; Actinopteri; Cyprinodontiformes; Nothobranchiidae. Gene Ontology annotation, molecular function: RNA binding. The record is from RefSeq and is a predicted model, not a curated record. Gene Ontology annotation, biological process: mRNA splicing, via spliceosome. Gene Ontology annotation, cellular component: U5 snRNP; U2 snRNP; U1 snRNP.
GGAACGGAAGUGCUCAUCACUUCCUGUGCUUUGUGAUGAAAGAGGCCCGGUUCGCAGGUCCACUCUAAUUUUUGAAUAGAAUCCGACUUGAGUCGGAGCCAUCAGAACCGUAAACAUGACGGUGGGGAAGAGCAGUAAGAUGCUGCAGCACAUCGACUUCAGGAUGAGGUGCAUCCUUCAAGACGGACGAAUCUUUAUAGGCACCUUCAAAGCCUUUGACAAACACAUGAACCUGAUCCUCUGUGACUGCGAUGAGUUCAGGAAGAUCAAGCCAAAGAACACUAAGCAGCCAGAACGUGAGGAGAAGAGGGUUUUGGGUCUGGUUCUACUGAGGGGGGAGAACCUGGUGUCCAUGACGGUGGAGGGCCCACCCCCAAAAGAUACUGGCAUUGCCCGGGUCCCCCUGGCGGGCGUGGCCGGAGGUCCAGGUGUGGGUCGGGCGGCGGGACGCGGUGUUCCUGCUGGAGCUCCAAUGCCUCAGGCUCCAGCUGGACUUGCAGGGCCAGUUCGGGGGGUGGGUGGGCCCUCACAGCAGGUGAUGACCCCACAGGGCAGAGGGACGGUUGCUGUGGCAGCAGCAGGAGCCAGCAUUGCUGGGGCACCGACACAGUAUCCUCCUGGACGAGGAGCUCCUCCCCCAAUGGCCCGGGCUGCACCCCCUCCAGGUAUGAUGGGUCCGCCCCCUGGCAUGCGACCCCCGAUGGGCCCACCAAUGGGAAUGCCUCCUGGUCCAGGUCGUGGCGCUCCCAUGGGAAUGCCCCCUCCAGGCAUGAGGCCACCUCCCCCUGGAAUGAGAGGACCACCCCCUCCUGGGAUGAGGCCACCCCCCAGACCCUAAAGAAGCUCCACCCUCUCUCUUGGCUGAUGUAUAGUUUCUUUUUUUUACCUGUUUUCUGUUUUAAAUAAAGUUUUCUGAUUGUC